UUUUGAAAGAUCACUCAGCUUUAACACACCUUGGCUGGGUCUGGAUAAAAAAAGUGGGCACUGCGAAUUCUAGAAGAAGGCGUCAGGGGAAGAUUAUUGAAAGUUGUUUCCUUCAAAAUCCCAAGCGAGGUGGCUAUGGUAUGGAUGGAACCAAGAAAACCAAACGAGAUGGCACCGAAGUCACGGAAAGACUUAUCACUGAAACAGUAACUACAAGACUUACAUCCUUACCGCCAAAAGGGGGGACCAGCAAUGGCUAUCCUAAAACAGGCUCCCUUGGUGGAGGGAGCCGGCUGGAGAAACAAAGCCUGACUCACGGCAGCAGUGGCUACAUCAACUCGAGUGGCAGCAUACGCGGCAACGCGUCCACCUCCAGUUACCGGCGGGCUCAUUCUCCCGCCUCCACUCUGCCCAACUCACCCGGCUCCACCUUCGAGAGGAAAACGCACGUCACCCGCCAUGGGACAUACGAAGGGAGCUCCAGUGGCAACUCUUCUCCGGAGUACCCUCGGAAGGAAUUUGCAUCUUCUGCAACCAGAGGACGGAGCCAAACACGAGAGAGCGAAAUUCGAGUUCGCCUGCAGAGUGCGUCCCCGUCCACCCGAUGGACAGAGUUGGAUGACGUGAAGCGUUUGCUCAAGGGGAGUCGAUCGGCGAGUGUGAGCCCCACCCGGAAUUCCUCCAACACACUCCCCAUCCCCAAGAAAGGCACCGUGGAGACCAAAACAGUGACAGCCAGCUCCCAGUCGGUGUCGGGCACCUAUGAGGCCACGGUCCUGGAUGCCACCCUUCCUCCCCACAUGUGGUCCUCCACCCUGCCCGCGGGGUCCUCCCUGGGGACCUAUCACAACAACAUGACGACCCAGAGCUCGUCCCUCCUCAACACCAACGCCUACUCUACAGGCUCAGUCUUUGGCGUUCCGAAUAACAUGGCCUCCUGCUCGCCCACCCUGCACGCUGGACUCAGCACCAGCUCUUCAGUAUUCGGAAUGCAGAACAAUCUGGCCCCCAGUUCAUCUGCCCUGUCCCAUGGCACAGCCACCACGUCCACAGCAGCCACAGCAGCAGCGUAUGGCGUGAAGAAAAACGUGCCCCAGAGCCCUGCUGCUGUGAACACAGGCGUGUCCACAUCUGCCGCCUGCACCACCAGUGUCCAGAGUGAUGACCUCUUGCACAAGGACUGUAAGUUCCUGAUCCUGGAAAAGGACAACGUCGUGCCCGCCAAGAAGGAGAUGGAGCUGUUGAUCAUGAGCAAGGACAGCGGGAAGGUCUUCACGGCCUCCCCCGCCAGCAUCGCUGCAACUUCCUUUUCAGAAGACACCCUAAAAAAAGAAAAGCAAGCUGCCUACAAUGCUGACUCCCACCUAAAAGCUGAAGCUAAUGGAGACCUGAAGACCACGUCCAACAAGGGCAAGGACACCUCUGCAGGGAUUCACGGCUACGGCCACGGCGGCGGCGGCGGCGGCGGGGGCCCGUGGGCAGCGCCAGCCUGGUGCCCCUGCGGCUCCUGCUGCAGCUGGUGGAAGUGGCUGCUGGGCCUGCUGCUCACCUGGCUGCUGCUGCUGGGGCUGCUCUUCGGCCUCAUCGCUCUGGCGGAGGAGGUGAGGAGGCUGAAGGCCCGCGUGGACGAGCUGGAGGCGGCCCGGGGCGACGUGCUAUCCUUCCAGGAGAAGAUGGAGCGCCAGAGCAGCAAGGACCGCCUGCAGGGCGCGGAGCCCGGCGCGGGCUGGGACGCGAGCAAAGCCGGGCUGGACGGCCACAGCCAGGAGGCGCUCUGGCUGUUCGUGCGCGACAAGCUCCUGGCGGAGCAGGAGAACGGAAAUCUCCGAGGAAGCCCUGGCCCUAAAGGUGAUAUGGGAAGUCAAGGCCCUAAAGGAGAUCGAGGCCUCCCUGGGAUCCCAGGUAUCCCUGGGCCCUUGGGCCACCCAGGUCCAGAAGGACCAAAGGGACAAAAAGGCAGCGUGGGAGAUCCGGGCAUGGAAGGACCCAUGGGUCAGAGAGGGCGAGAAGGCCCCAUGGGACCUCGCGGUGAACCAGGGCCUCCUGGGUUUGGAGAGAAAGGAGACAGAGGGGAUUCCGGGAAGCCAGGUCCUCAGGGCCCACCUGGUGUCCCAGGUUCCGUGGGUCCCAAAGGUUCCAGCGGCUCUCCUGGCCCACAGGGCCCCCCAGGUUCUAUAGGUCUCCAAGGGCUCCGAGGUGAAGUAGGACUCCCUGGUGUCAAAGGUGACAAAGGACCAGUGGGACCACCAGGACCCAAAGGUGACCAGGGGGAGAAAGGACCCCGAGGCCUCACAGGCGAGCCUGGCAUGAGAGGUCUGCCUGGUGCCGUGGGUGAGCCUGGGGCUAAAGGAGCAAUGGGUCCUGCGGGCCCCGACGGACAGCAAGGCCUAAGAGGUGAACAAGGUCUUACAGGGAUGCCUGGGAUCCGCGGCCCGCCAGGACCUUCUGGAGACCCAGGGAAGCCAGGUCUCACUGGACCCCAGGGACCUCAGGGACUUCCGGGUACCCCCGGCCGACCAGGGACUAAAGGUGAACCAGGAGCUCCAGGCAAGAUCGUGACUUCAGAGGGGUCAUCAACGCUCACUGUCCCAGGCCCCCCGGGACCUCCUGGAACCAUGGGACCCCCAGGACCUCCAGGUGCCCCAGGCCCUGCUGGCCCAGCUGGUCUCCCAGGACAGCAAGGCCCGCGAGGGGAGCGAGGACUCGCUGGCGAGUCGUUCCUGGGUAGUAGCAGCUCCAUCUCCGAGGUCCUCUCCACCCACGGUCUUGAUUUACGAGGUCCCCCAGGCCCACCUGGGCCACGUGGGCCACCAGGGCCUUCCAUCCCAGGCCCGCCAGGACCCCGAGGCCCACCAGGGGAAGGCUUGCCAGGCCCGCCGGGCCCACCAGGAUCUUUCCUGGCCGACUCAGAAACCUUCUUCUCUGGCCCCCCAGGCCCACCUGGCCCUCCAGGCCCCAAGGGAGACCAAGGUCCCCCAGGCCCCCGAGGACACCAAGGCGAGCAGGGCCUCCCAGGGUUCUCGACCUCAGGGUCCAGUUCUCUCGGACUCAACCUGCAGGGACCACCAGGCCCCCCUGGCCCCCAGGGCCCCAAAGGGGACAAAGGUGAUCCUGGUGUCCCAGGAGCUCCUGGCAUUCCUGGUGGUCGCACUCAAGGAGGCUCAUCGAGCACUAUGUACAUGCAGGGCCCACCCGGCCCCCCAGGGCCCCCAGGGCCUCCAGGAUCCAUCAGCAGCUCCGGCCGGGAGAUUCAGCAGUACAUCUCUGAGUACAUGCAGAGUGACAGUAUCAGAUCUUACCUGUCUGGAGUUCAGGGUCCCCCAGGCCCACCUGGUCCCCCUGGGCCUGUCACCACCAUCACAGGCGAGACUUUCAACUACUCGGAGCUGGCCAGCCAGGUCGUGAGCUACUUACAGACUUCAGGGUACAGCAUCAGCCGGUCCUCCGCCUCCAUCUCUUCUGAAGACAUCCUGGCCGUGCUGCAGCGGGAUGACGUGCGCCAGUACCUCCGUCAGCAACUGAUGGGGGCCAGUGGGGACGGGUCCCUCCUGUCUCUGGACUACGCAGAGCUGAGCAGCCGCAUUCUCAGCUACAUGUCAAGUUCUGGGAUCAGCAUCGGGCUCCCUGGCCCCGCCGGGCCCCCCGGCCCCCCUGGCCUGCCAGGAACGUCCUAUGAAGAGCUCAUCUCCUUGCUCCGAGGGUCCGAAUUCAGAGGCAUCGUUGGACCCCCAGGACCCCCAGGGCCACCAGGGAUCCCUGGCAACGUGUGGUCCAGCAUCAGCAUGGAGGACCUCUCAUCUUACUUGCUCACUGCCGGCUUGUCAUCCAUCCCAGGCCCUCCAGGCCCUCCUGGUCCCCCAGGUCCUCGAGGCCCCCCGGGUGUCUCGGGAGCUCUGGCAACUUAUGCGACUGAGAACAGCGACAGCUUCCGGAGCGAGCUGAUCAGCUACCUCACGAGUCCUGACGUGCGCAGCUUCAUUGUUGGCCCCCCAGGCCCCCCGGGGCCACAGGGACCACCUGGGGACAGCCGCCUCCUGGCCAUGGAUGACUCCUACCGCCGGACGAGCAGCUCCUCCUCACACAGCUCGUCCUCCAGCCGGGGCAGCUCCUACAGCUCUUCCACGGGCCUGGGAGGAGCCGGCGGAGGCGCUCUGGGCGAAGGGGCAGCCUUUGGUGGGGCUGGAGACGGAGGCUAUGGGGCAGCAGCAGCAGGUGGCAUGUACGGUGGUGAAGGUGGGCCAUUCGCGGCUGGCUUCGCUGGAGGUCUGGAUUACAAUGAGCUGGCUGUUCGGGUGUCGGAGAGCUUGCAGCGUCAGGGCCUGCUGCAAGGGAUGGCCUACACUGUCCAGGGCCCACCAGGCCAGCCUGGGCCCCAGGGGCCACCUGGCAUCAGCAAGGUCUUCUCCGCUUACAGCAACGUGACCUCGGACCUCAUGGACUUCUUCCGAACUUAUGGAGCCAUUCCAGGACCCCCUGGCCAGAAGGGAGAGGUGGGCUCCCCAGGACCCAAAGGUGACAGGGGCCCUGCUGGACCACAAGGUCAUCCUGGGCCACCCGGCCCUCGAGGGCACAAGGGCGAAAAAGGAGACAAAGGUGACCAAGUCUAUGUUGGGCGGAGAAGGAGAAGUAGUAUCGCCAUCAAGCCAUGAGCACGCUUUGGUGGGACAACCCCCUGGACCAGUUCUCUCAAUGCGUAUGACACUUAGGUCAAAUGUCUCCAGAGGGUGAAAGCUGGAGUCUGUCAAUGUCCUACGGAGACAGCAUACCCAAAUAGUCCCCUAGCAACACUUGUUUUAGUCUGAACAAAAUAUACAUAUAUAGAACUCAGUCAAAGAUACACAAUCUGAAACAGCUUCAUUGGGUAGACUUUAAGAAUAGCUGCAAUGUUUUAGAAUGAGACUAGCUUCUCUUCUAUCUAGACCUGAGCUCCCUGGCUUCUGUAAUACUUAGUACAAGCCCCAACCUAGGAGAGCCAGCUACAUACAAGUUGGCUCAGGAGUCUUAGAGCUUUGCCUAAAUAUGAGCCCAGAAAAUGGAAGACGGGAAUGGGGUGCCUUCCUGGAGGUGACACUUGAUGGGGAUGUAUUCUGGUAACUGCUGCAAGGCUGUGCUGUCAGCUCCUUCCUCCCCUGUUCACUCUGCAUUCUCUGGUCACAGAAAACAGUUGGCUAAGAAGUGACUCUUGCAACUGAAAAAAUUAAGACAUUCACUUUCCCUGUAGGAGGUGACAGGGUUUCUAAUAGUUAUCCCAUUCUACAUGUAUAGCGUAUUCCCACUUGCUUAGAAGUCUGACUGUAGCUUUGAUCUGUCCAUAGGUCCAUGCUAGAGUUCACAGAUACGUUAUACUGAACUAGGCCACAACAAAUAGGAAAAGAGGGGUGAGGGGCAAUGGGCAAGGAAGGGGGAGGGGACAGAAUACCUGAUGCUGAGGACAGACGGCUUCGGCUCGAGAUGUCACCCUCUCUUCUGCACUCAGGAAAUGGCAUGGGGGACUGAGCACGGUUGGUUUUUAAGCACUUUUGAAUGUCUAAAAACAUUUGUAUGUGGUCUAUAAGAUAAAGUCAUUUCAAUUGUAAAAUUUCCAAUUAAAGUUUUUUUUCUUUUUUAA
Molecule: messenger RNA, 5608 nt
Organism: Lemur catta (Ring-tailed lemur)
Lineage: Eukaryota; Metazoa; Chordata; Mammalia; Primates; Lemuridae
Gene: COL17A1
Product: collagen type XVII alpha 1 chain
Exons: 57
Coding region: 141-4649 (1502 amino acids)
Source: RefSeq, a predicted model, not a curated record